AUGGCACCUUGUCUGGGACUUUGGAACCCUGAGUGCCAACGUUUGUGCCAAAGCCCCUCCCACCUGAGGGGGCGGGUGUCUGCAAAGGGACAGAGCCACACCCCCUCUCCCAUCGCUCCGCUCCUCGCCAGGGGCCCUGUGUGCUGCUGGGUGGCCAGCCGAGUCCCGCGGGGCCCUGGCCCCCAGCCGCGCUACUGCAGCUUUGAGGAGCCCACCCUCCCCCCAAGUCUGAGCAGGAUUGCCUUAAACUGCAGGCGAGAGAGCACGCACUGCCCUGGGAGCUCUGCCUCCCGCUCCUACCUGUCUGCCCUCUCCCCAGAGCUUUUCCUGCUCACCAUCCCCAGGUGCUGGUGGGUCCGCCCUGCACCAGCGUCCUGCGGGCAGCUCCCGGGUGUGCAGGCUCACCCUGAGCCUGGUACCAGGCCGGCCCCAGCUCUGUGGUGUUGGCACAGCCUCCCUCCUCCUCCCCAGUGCCCGUGGCUCUGUCCUUGCUCUGGCCUGUCUGGAGCCUCCCCAUGCCCAGAGGAGAACGCGCCCACAGUCUGA
This is a messenger RNA of Rangifer tarandus platyrhynchus (Svalbard reindeer), 546 nucleotides long. The record is from the annotation of a GenBank genome assembly. NCBI's taxonomy places the organism in Eukaryota, Metazoa, Chordata, Mammalia, Artiodactyla, Cervidae.